AUGAAUUACGAACAACUUAAUCAUUUGAUUGCUAAAUGUGCUGGUAACAAUACACCAAUCCAACCAGUAGAUAAACUUUCAAAACUCUUUGUUGAUAAUGAAACUAUCAAGAGUCUUUUACCAACCGAUACCACUGGUAUUGAUAAUACUAUUAAAUUAUUAGAUUCAAUCAGUGAAUUACUUGGUAGUGAUGAUGCAAGAAAGAGAGAUGCUCAAAUUCAUAGACUCAACAAAGAUUUAAUUAAUACUGUCUAUAUCUUUGGCUCAACUAUUACUGCUUUCGAUUAUAUCUAUUUUGUUUUAUUACAUCCAUGGAUUGUUAAAUUAAAUGAUAAAGAAAGAUUCUUAUUCUGUAAUGUUACAAGAUGGUUCAACUUUGUUCAAAAUACAACAUUUUUGGGCAAUGGAAAAUUAGAUUUAGUUCCAAUUUCAACCACUCCACCACCACCCGAACCACCAAAGGAAAAGAAACCAGCUGCUGCACCAACUGCAACUGCUGCUGCUGGUGAUAAUAAAAAUGAAAAGAAGGCUGAUGAUAAACAAGCUGCUGCUGCUGCCGGUGGUGACAAGAAGAAGGGUAGUGGUCGUGAGAAGCCAGCUGCCGAACCAGCCAAACCAUUGGAUGUCUCUAGAUUUGAAAUUCGUGUCGGUAAGAUUGUUGAGGUCGGUCGUCAUGAAACCGCCGAACAAUUGUACGUCGAGAAGAUCGAUCUCGGUGAAUCGACUGGUCCACGUACCAUUGCAUCGGGUCUCGUAAAGUUUGUACCAAUCGAAGAGAUGCGUGAUCGUCUUGUUUUGGUACUCUGUAAUUUGAAGCCACGUAACUUGAAGGGUGUCAAAUCCGAGGGUAUGGUACUUUGUGCAUCGAAUGCCGACCACACUGCCGUCGAGUUUGUCGACGUACCAGCCACCGCACAAAUUGGUGAGCGUGUCUCAUUCGCUGAAUUCCCAGGUGAGCACGACAAGGUUCUCAAACCAGAGACUGUCGAAGAGGUACUCAAAGAAUUGAAAACAAAUGCUGAUCGUGUUGCCACCUACAAAGGAUGUCCAUUCCAAACCACCGCUGGUCAAUGUAUUGCCAAAUCACUUGCCAACGCAUCAAUCAGUUAA
This is a messenger RNA of Heterostelium album PN500, 1110 nucleotides long. RefSeq names its product endothelial monocyte-activating polypeptide II precursor pro-EMAP II family protein. The record is from RefSeq and is a predicted model, not a curated record. Bases 1 to 1110 code for a protein of 369 amino acids. The transcript is spliced from 3 exons. Gene Ontology annotation, molecular function: tRNA binding. Lineage: Eukaryota; Evosea; Eumycetozoa; Acytosteliales; Acytosteliaceae.